This is a messenger RNA of Verticillium dahliae VdLs.17, 2094 nucleotides long. RefSeq names its product palmitoyltransferase AKR1. Gene Ontology annotation, molecular function: palmitoyltransferase activity; protein binding. Gene Ontology annotation, cellular component: Golgi membrane. The coding region runs from base 1 to 2094 and encodes 697 amino acids. NCBI's taxonomy places the organism in Eukaryota, Fungi, Ascomycota, Sordariomycetes, Glomerellales, Plectosphaerellaceae. The transcript has 5 exons. Gene Ontology annotation, biological process: protein palmitoylation. The record is from RefSeq and is a predicted model, not a curated record.
AUGGAGAUGGGUGUCGUAGCAGACGCGCGUGCGACGCCGCCAGAAAACGACAUUAUGCAGCUGGCGAGGGUCGGCAACGUUGCCGGCAUGGAGAAGCUCUUCGAGUCGGGCGAGUACGAUGCCACAUAUCACGAUGAUGAAGGCAUCACGCCGCUGCAUUGGGCGGCCAUCAACAACCAGUACGCCAUGGCCAAGUUCCUCAUCGACCACGGCGCAGAGAUCAACAGAAAAGGAGGUGAAUCGGUCGCGACGCCGCUCCAAUGGGCCGCGCAGGGCUGCCACUACUACACCGUCAAUCUCCUCCUCCAGCACGGCGCCGACCCCCUGAUCACCGAUGCCCAAGGCUACAACACGCUCCACAUUUCGACCUUCAAUGGCAACGUCCUCCUCAUCGUCCUCCUCCUCCACCAAGGCAUCCCCGUCGAUGUCGCCGAUAGCUACGGUCACACCGGCCUCAUGUGGUCCGCCUACAAGGGCUUCCCCCAGUGCGUCGACCUGUUCCUCCGCUGGGGCGCCAGCGUACACGCCACCGACGAGCAGGGCUUCACGGCGCUGCACUGGGCCCUCGUCAAGGGCUCGCCCGGCUGCGUUCAGAAGCUCAUCGAGUACGGCUCCGACCGUUUCGCCAAGACGGAGACGGGGAAGACCCCCGAUGUCACAGCCCAGGAGCUCAACACAGUGGGCGCCUGGCACCGCGCGCUGCGGGAGUGCGGGUACGCUGAGGAUGCGCAGGCGAUCGAGCCUCAUUUCCCGGGAGCCAAGUACCUGAGGCAGGACAAGAGGGGCUUCGUGACCAAAUUUCUCUUCUUCUGGCCGAUAUUGACCUUGUGGUCGGUUCUCGGCAUCCUGGGAGGCAUGCCCAUAUUGGCCGGUGUCCUCAUCAGCGUGGCCGUCGCAUAUACGUUGCAGUGGUGUGCGCAGAGGGUGCUUGACCAUGCGCCACCGGGCAUGAGACACUUUCACAAGACGCCUUAUCUUGCCGGCAUCUUUGCCGCCACUCUUUUCCUCACAGCCUGGAACUGGAUUUUCACCGUUCUGCCGUACACGACUUUGUCAAAUGCCCCGAGCAACCCUCACUGGUGGCUCAAUAUUUGUUUCGGCACAUCCUUGUCGCUGUGCGCGUACUUUUACUCUGUCUGCAUGCGCCACGAUCCGGGCUACGUCCCCAGGAUGAAGGGCAUUGCUGAGCAAAAAAUCGUCAUUGACGAGCUGCUCGGCCUGUGGAAGUUUGAUGAGGCCAACUUUUGCGUGACGUGCAUGAUCCGGACGCCUCUGCGCAGCAAACACUGUAAGCAGUGCCAGCGCUGCGUGGCGAAACACGACCACCACUGCCCAUGGGUGUACAACUGCAUCGGUGUGAACAACCAUCGUCACUUCUUCCUCUACCUCAUCAGCUUGAGUUUUGGCAUCAUUUUCUACGACUGGCUUCUCUACAGCUACCUCAACGAUGUCUCGAUCAACGCCUCCGACAGCUGCAGUAUCUUGUCUCCGACGCUCUGCAAGAUUGUCAACGCAGACGGCUACACGGCCGUCCUCGGCAUUUGGAUCACGGUUCAGCUGACCUGGGUCAGCAUGCUCCUCUUCGUGCAGUUUGUCCAGGUGUCGCGCGCCAUGACGACCUUUGAGAAUAUGUACGGCAUCCGCGACGCGUCCGCCACGUCUGCCUUUACCUCCACCGGCACCCCUCUCGACCCGAACCAGGCCGCGCUUGCCGCCCCCGACGGCAGCGUCGCGCCGUCAGCCCUCAGCAAACACGGCCACGCCCACCGCGGCGGUUUCAUGAAGCAAAUGUUCCGCCUGCUCGGCGUCGAGCCCUUCCUCGAGACGGUCCGCGGCCGUGGCGCCGCGACGGGCGGCAACGCCAAGAACACGCGCCGCAAGAAGAGGAACCCCUACUCGCGUGGCAUCGUCACCAACUGCCGCGACUUUUGGUGCGACCCCGCGCCGACCUUUGGGCAGCGCGAGAACGGCGCCGCCGUGCUCGGCGGCGAGCCCGUCGAUUACACGGCCAUGUAUGAGAGCCCCAGUCUCAUGGAUAUCGGCCGCGGCCGGCGCCGCGGCGGUUACGAGGUCGUGGCGGCCGAGGAGGUGUAA